This is a messenger RNA of Physcomitrium patens, 1322 nucleotides long. RefSeq lists its product as uncharacterized. NCBI's taxonomy places the organism in Eukaryota, Viridiplantae, Streptophyta, Bryopsida, Funariales, Funariaceae. Gene Ontology annotation, cellular component: mitochondrial matrix. The record is from RefSeq and is a predicted model, not a curated record.
CAUAAAUAAACUACAAAUACAACAGCAGCAACAGUGACAGAACAGGUUCGGUAGUAAAGCUAGGGUUUAGGGCCUGCGCCGGAAGCCUCAGUGUCGUGUCGUCGCACUUGUUUCCACAGUUGCGCAGAAUUUGAUUUUACCUUCGAUCGGGGAUUGCUGUGCUCGAUCAUCGCGGAUUCUGCACAGUUGAGAGCGAUGGCGGCUGCGAUGAUGUUGCGGAGGGCAGCGGGUCCGCUACGCAGGACGGCGUCGAAGCUCUUGGCGGAGCCGCGCGUGGCAUUGCUGCCAAGAGCUGCGCCGCAAUGCUUGAGCAGAGUGUCGGACAAUCUGUUCUUCCCUGCGCGAUUCGCCUCCACGCAAAGGGAGGCCUCUACUCAGGAUAGCGGCCUUCUGCGCAUUCUCGGGGAUGAGAUUAGUCAUGAGGAAGAGGAGUACGAGGCUCCACGAGGUUUAGCCAGGGGCCCUCCUCAACCUUUCAAGCUGGAAGACAAACCAGGGAAGUUGGAGGUGACACUGCGCAGAUCGUAUGGUCAAGAGGACAUUGCAUUGACAGCAAUGUUUCAGCCUGGAAUGGGAGUCGAAGGAGAGGAUUACGAGGAGGACGAGGAGGUGCCUGAACAGAACGCGGUGCAUUUGACAGUAUCAAUAACCAAGGGACCAGACUCUCCUGUCCUGGAAUUUGGAUGUGUUAUUCAAAAGAACGACUUCCAAAUUGGCCAUGUUCACUUCGUGGAGGAGAAGAAUGCUAAGGAACCCAACUUCGAUGGACCAGACUUCUCUCAAUUGGACGAGCAACUUCAGAGGCAGUUCAAGAGGUACUUGGAUGCGCGAGGCAUAAACGAAGACCUUUCUAACUAUCUUCUUGAUCUCCUCGAAGACAAGGAGCAACGGGAGUACCAGAGGUGGUUGCGCAAUGUGGAGUCGUUUAUCAGGAAGUAAAGACGAACAUCUGAGCCAAUUUUGAACUCAAGUGAAGAUUUUCGUUUACAUUUGGGACUGCAUUAGUGAGAACCGCGUUUACAGGACUCAUACCGUAGUUCAUCCAGUUUUUAAAUUUUCCUUAGUGAAGAACGAAAUGUGAAGUCGGUGAUUGGAUUUACUAAAGGGUCUGUCCUGUGGUUGUUGCCACAACUCCAAGCUGGCCCCAAGUGGCUACUGCGAAUUUCUGUUAGGCGACAAGUAGAGUGCAAUACACUUCCGGUAUGACCGUUGGCCAUGUUGGAAAUAGGAAGAACCCUCCCACUUCACAGUGCUAGUGCCCCUUACACUUCGGGACGUUCAAGUUUUUGAUAAUAAUAGAUACGCUGGGGCUUUUGGUAAUA